Molecule: messenger RNA, 2418 nt
Organism: Drosophila busckii
Lineage: Eukaryota; Metazoa; Arthropoda; Insecta; Diptera; Drosophilidae
Exons: 6
Coding region: 107-2314 (735 amino acids)
Source: RefSeq, a predicted model, not a curated record
AGUUCAUUUAGUGUUAGACUACAACUCGGUGCUUAAGCUUUUUUUAACGUGUUGAGAUCAUCGUUGUUAAGGAAUAUAAACAGUUAACAGUGGCUAAUUGUUUAUCAUGAAUGUUGAUAAAAUGUCUCAUUCUGGACGAUCUUCGAGCCAAAUAUCAAUAUACAACUAUCCAGAUCACUUGAACCCGUUUCAUGAUGACGACAACCAUAAACGAUUGCGAUUCUGGAAUUUAUCAAAAAGCAACGAUGAUCGCAGACGAAGAAGCUUCUCCAUCGGACAUUUGCGAGAUAUGUGGGCGUUUAGAUCAUUUUCUCCAAAGAAAAAGAAGUCGUCCACGUUGGGUAUACAAAAAACCUCAGAAAGUCCUCCUAUGCUAAGAAGAGAUUUGGAUCCAAACUGCUACCAAAGAAGACCCAUAGUUAGCUCUUUACAGAAUAUUAAUACUUCAACACCGGUGCCAUCUAACAGGUUGAACGCAUACUCAAUUCAAAAUCAUCAUGGAACAAAUCAAUUUCGUGGAAGCUUAAGCCCACAAUUUCAACGAUUUCAGCCAUAUAGAGCUUCAAACACAAGUCUAGCAAGCAGUAAUCCUUUUGAAAGCGACAUGGAGUCAGAUAUCAAUGACAUUUCCGCAAAUUCUACUGGUGGAGUUAGAAAAUCGUAUCGUAAAAAGAGGAGAGCCCCUUUGGCGCCGCAUAUGAUGAACAACAGUUCAACUAAUCAAGUUGAUGUCGACAGCAAGGGCACAGAAAUUGAGCAUAUAGCCAUUAAGUCGCUUACUGGUGAAAUAGAAAAAUUUGUAAACGACAGAAAUGAUGCCUUAACUAGUAAUACAACUAAAGUCAAAACGGACACAAAUGCCUUAAAUAUAAAAGAAUCUACGCAAAAUAAUAAUACAACCAGGAUGGGAGAAACUAUAAACAACAAUGGCUUACAUAUAACAGAAACUACACAUAAUAAUAAUAAUGUAACUAGAUUGGAGCCUGAAGCAACGGUAUCGUUGCAUAUUGAUGAAACAACGCCUGUGAAUAAUAAGAAUACUCUACAAAUAGUAGAAGAAACAACUGUUAACAUACAAAAAGUGGACCCAAAUGGCAAUUUCAAGCCUACUCCUCCUGUUAAGAAACCAAAGGAAACUUUAACAAAGAAUGUAGAGAAGGAUAUACAUAUUAAAUCAAGAACAGGUGAAAUACAAAUAAUAGUCACCAAUCAAAGUAAUCCUGUUGUGACAAGAACAACAACAACGAUGCAGUCAUUUAAGGGCACUGAUGUGCUCCCUAUGAAAACAGAAAUCCCACAAAGCUCACAAAUAAUCAACGGAGAAUCUGUUAAACAAAUUAAUUCCGUUAAAGAGAAACCAAAGGAUACUUCACAAAGUAUAACAGUAGAUGAUACGCCAGCAAAUAUUGCUCAAGAAGAAAAGAUUAAAAGUAAUUCUAAUAAUAUUUUAAUCAACGAAACACGAAUGGAACAACCGGCCAGCGACUCUAAAAAUACAAUUAUUAAAGAAGUACAUAAUAUACAACUAAAAAGUGAAAUGAAAAACGACGAAGAAUCAAAGGUCUCCCAGGAAAUCACUAAGAAUGUUGAAAGCAAGCCAGUUAUUUGUAAAACCGAAACUAUUGUUAAAAAAACUGUUUUAGUUCAUACACCAACAACAUCACAGGCAUCCAAUAACUUUGUUACCUGCAAUGCUACUGCGGAAGUUCCUAAUAACUUAUCAAAUACGAAUGGCAAUAGUCUUACAAUUGAUGAAACUACAAAGCGCAAUGUGUCAAGGCAAAGCCGUGAACGUGAUGAUUUUUGUCCACAAGUGUGCAGCUAUGACCACAACUUUGUUUUGCCGACCAAAAGCAGUCUUGUUUCGAGUCCAAAGUAUGAACAUCGCGAAUAUGUUUAUAAACCCUAUGCGACUUUUGAGAAGCCAGAAGAUAAAAUCGGUGAGCUGCAAGAUCCUUCGCAGCCAACAAAAACUAAGUCAGUCAAAGAAAUAAUUGAUGCUAUAAACCGUAGUCAAAAGCUUCUAAAGGAGAGUGCUGCCAAAGGAACAAAGGUUUUCUCAACUGCUUUAUAUGAUAGCAAUAAUAUUGGACCGUCAAACGAACAAAGAAACAAUCACCAAGAAGUUCAACUAAAUAUUUCCAACGAAACCUCUUGCGUGGAAAAUAAUACGGAGCCACAGCAAAAUUAUUUUCAGAAAAGCAAAAUAAACAAAAAGGUCUGUGAAUACAGAGAGUCGUCUCCAACAACUUCUAAUUUAGAUUGGAAUCCUUUGCCAAAGCCGAAACGAAGUAAUGGUGGUCCAGCAAUUUAAGCUUAAACAAAAAUAUAAUUAACUAUCUUGUUAUGUACUUUAUAAAAAACAAAAUAAGUUCCAAAUACUGCAAUAUACAUGCAUAGUCACUAAUAUAAUAAAUA